This is a messenger RNA of Geodia barretti, 786 nucleotides long. Lineage: Eukaryota; Metazoa; Porifera; Demospongiae; Tetractinellida; Geodiidae. The record is from the annotation of a GenBank genome assembly.
GUGGGACAAAAAACUCAUCCCCGUGGAUUACGCUUAGGAAUCACUGAAACGUGGGAUUCAAAGUGGUACAGCGAGCGGGAUUAUGCCAAAUGGCUCCAUGAAGAUUUUAAAAUUCAGAAGUUUAUCAAGGAACAACUUGCGCGUGCUGGUAUUUCGCGUAUUGAAAUCGAACGCGUAGCGGACCGUUGCAGCAUUAAUAUUCAUACAGCACGCCCAGGUAUUGUGAUCGGUCGUCGUGGUGCAGAAGCUGAGAAACUACAAGCACUGCUCGAAAAAGAGGUCGGCUGCCCUGUACGGAUUAAUGUCUCGGAGAUUAGAGAACCAGAACUGGAUGCCCAACUCGUAGCAGAAGAUGUCGCAAUGCAAAUAGAACGUCGUGCAGGAUUUAAACAAGCGAUGCGGCGGAAAAUUUCGGGUUCAAUACAAGCUGGGGCAUUGGGUAUCAAAAUCAUGGUAAGCGGUAGACUGGACGGCAAGGAAAUCGCCCGCACUGAAUCCAGUAUUGAGGGACGGGUCCCUCUUCACACCCUCAGAGCGAAUGUUGACUACGGAUUUACGGAAGCAACUACAACAUACGGCAAAAUCGGGGUCAAGACUUGGAUUUUCAAAGGUGAAGCGCCCGUCCGUCGUCAAUCCGGACGGCGUGAGGACGCUGGUUCACAACGUCCUGAACGCCGACGGGGUGACAGGCGUCCCGGCCCCCGACAAUCCGGGGGGGAGCAGGGUAGAGGAAGAGGUCGGCGGCGCCCGCGUCGAAGCGAAGGCGGUCCCGGUAGCAAUUCAUAA